AGCUCGCCAUCGUCACCCAACCACCCAACAACCGUCCACUGCCGUUCACGAUGGCCUUCACCACCAACGCCACCAUCGCCUCCUUCGGCGGCAAGCUCUUCAAACUCUCCCACCAAUCCACCACAACCGGCACCCCGAUGGCCGUCAACCUCUACCUGCCGCCGCAAGCCCUCGCGAACCCGACCUCGCCAACCAAAGUGCCCGUGCUGAUCUACCUGUCCGGCCUGACGUGCACGCCCGAGAACUGCUCGGAGAAGGGCUUCUUCCAGCACCGGGCGUCGCAGGUGGGCCUGGCGGUGGUGUACCCGGACACGUCGCCGCGGGGGCUGAACCUUCCCGGCGAGACGGCGUCGUGGGACUUCGGCGCGGGCGCGGGCUUCUACGUCGACGCGACGCGCGCGCCCUGGAGCGCGGGCUACCGCAUGGAGAGCUACGUGGCGCGCGAGCUGCCGGCCGCGCUGUUCGGCGACCCGGAGUACGGCCGCUACCUCGACGGCGCGCGCGUGUCGAUUACCGGCCACUCCAUGGGCGGGCACGGCGCGCUGACGCUGUAUCUCAAGAACGAGGGGUUGUAUAAGAGUGUUAGCGCGUUCGCGCCCAUCGCGAACCCGGUCAAUUGUCCGUGGGGCCAGAAGGCGUUUGCGGGGUACUUUGGGGAGGAGGAUAAGGAGGAGUGGAAGCGGCACGACGCGACCGAGCUGGUGAAGGGGUGGAAGGGCAAGGAUCUGAAGGCGUUGGUGGACGUGGGCACGGCGGAUAAUUUCUAUAAGCAGGGGCAGCUGCUGCCGGAGAACUUUGAGAAGGCGGCCAAGGAGGCGGGCGUGACCGGGUUGACGGUGCGGUAUCAGGAGGGCUACGACCACUCGUACUACUUCAUGGCCACCUUCAGCGACGAACACGUCGACCACGCGGCGAAGCACCUGGGUUUGUUGUAGGAAAGGUGCACGGGGUAUGAAGAGGACAGCCGUGUCGAGCGGGGGGAGCCCAAGGAGGCAUUGACAUGACAUGCUUCCGACCGGUCUCUUUAUAAAAUAAAUAGAAAGUAGCUGUCGACCAGAUACGUGAAACGGCAGGCAAAGUCUAGGAAAUCGAUAUUCCAAC
Messenger RNA from Thermothielavioides terrestris NRRL 8126, 1101 nucleotides. RefSeq names its product carbohydrate esterase family 1 protein. The record is from RefSeq and is a predicted model, not a curated record. Gene Ontology annotation, molecular function: S-formylglutathione hydrolase activity. The transcript has 2 exons. The coding region runs from base 51 to 935 and encodes 294 amino acids. NCBI's taxonomy places the organism in Eukaryota, Fungi, Ascomycota, Sordariomycetes, Sordariales, Chaetomiaceae. Gene Ontology annotation, cellular component: cytosol. Gene Ontology annotation, biological process: formaldehyde catabolic process.